AUGAAGAUACUGAGGAACAAACAGACCUGAUGGCACUGAAAGAGGAGAGUCAAGAACUGAAUGAAAUGGAAGAGAAAGAUCAGGUUGACAAAUGUAAUGAUUUCAUGAUUAAAGAAAAAUCUUUUUGUUACUCAUCAACUCAUAAAACAGAAACUAAAAACCUUCAAGUUCAGAUGAGAGUUCACACUGGAGAGAAGCCUUUCACCUGUCAACACUGUGGAAAGAGUCUCAGAAGAAAACAAAGCCUUAAAUUCCACUUGAAAAUCCACACAGGAGAGAAUCUGUUUACAUGCCGUCAGUGUGGAAGGAGUUUUACACAGAAAAAAAACCUUGAUACCCACAUGAGAAUUCACACUGGAGAGAAGCCUUACUCCUGCAAACUGUGUUGGAAGAGCUUCUCACGAAAAGGAAAUCUGAAAACUCACAUGAGAGUUCACACUGGAGAGAAGCCGUUUGUGUGUGAUCAGUGUGGGAAGAGUUUUAAACAGAAAAGAGAACUUGAUGUCCACAUGACAAUUCACACUGCAGCGAAACCGUUUGUUUGUGAUCAGUGUGAAAAGAGUUUCAAAUAUAAAACACACCUUAAUAACCACAUGAAGAUUCACUCGGGAGAGAACUGUUUUAUAUGUCAUCAGUGUGAAAAGAGUUUCUCACACAGAUCAAACUUUGAGAAUCACUUAAGAAUUCACACUGGAGAGAAGCCGUUCACCUGCCCUCAGUGUGGAAAGAGCUUCACAAUUAAAGGAAACCUUAAGAUUCACAUGAGAGUUCACACUGGAGAGAAACAUUACAAGUGUCUUCAGUGUGAGAAGAGUUUCACAUAUCACACAGAACUGAAACGGCAUAUGAGAGUUCACACUGGAGAGAAGCCUUUCACCUGUCAACACUGUGGAAAGAGUCUCAGAAGAAAACAAAGCCUUAAAUUCCACUUGAAAAUCCACACAGGAGAGAAUCUGUUUACAUGCCGUCAGUGUGGAAGGAGUUUUACACAGAAAAAAAACCUUGAUACCCACAUGAGAAUUCACACUGGAGAGAAGCCUUACUCCUGCAAACUGUGUUGGAAGAGCUUCUCACGAAAAGGAAAUCUGAAAACUCACAUGAGAGUUCACACUGGAGAGAAGCCGUUUGUGUGUGAUCAGUGUGGGAAGAGUUUUAAACAGAAAAGAGAACUUGAUGUCCACAUGACAAUUCACACUGCAGCGAAACCGUUUGUUUGUGAUCAGUGUGAAAAGAGUUUCAAAUAUAAAACACACCUUAAUAACCACAUGAAGAUUCACUCGGGAGAGAACUGUUUUAUAUGUCAUCAGUGUGAAAAGAGUUUCUCACACAGAUCAAACUUUGAGAAUCACUUAAGAAUUCACACUGGAGAGAAGCCGUUCACCUGCCCUCAGUGUGGAAAGAGCUUCACAAUUAAAGGAAACCUUAAGAUUCACAUGAGAGUUCACACUGGAGAGAAACCUUACAAGUGUCUUCAGUGUGAGAAGAGUUUCACAUAUCACACAGAACUGAAACGGCAUUUGCAAACUCAUUCUGCAAAGAAACUGCCAUUGUCCUCAGUGUGAUGAGGUUUAGAAAAAGAAGCGAUUUCAACAAUCAUCUGUGCAUUCACUCUGGAGAAAGACUGUUUUGAUUGUGAUCAGUCUAAUGAAAACAUCACAC
This is a messenger RNA of Sinocyclocheilus grahami, 1659 nucleotides long. RefSeq names its product gastrula zinc finger protein XlCGF57.1-like. NCBI's taxonomy places the organism in Eukaryota, Metazoa, Chordata, Actinopteri, Cypriniformes, Cyprinidae. The transcript is spliced from 3 exons. The record is from RefSeq and is a predicted model, not a curated record. Gene Ontology annotation, molecular function: RNA polymerase II cis-regulatory region sequence-specific DNA binding; DNA-binding transcription factor activity, RNA polymerase II-specific. The coding region runs from base 30 to 1562 and encodes 510 amino acids. Gene Ontology annotation, biological process: regulation of transcription by RNA polymerase II.